Messenger RNA from Xenia sp. Carnegie-2017, 1278 nucleotides. RefSeq lists its product as uncharacterized. The coding region runs from base 54 to 989 and encodes 311 amino acids. NCBI's taxonomy places the organism in Eukaryota, Metazoa, Cnidaria, Anthozoa, Malacalcyonacea, Xeniidae. The transcript is spliced from 2 exons. The record is from RefSeq and is a predicted model, not a curated record.
AAUUACUGCUCCAAAUUCCUUAUUUAAUAUAGUGCCAAUGUUCUGUGGUAAAUAUGAACAGUUUGCCGAGACUUUCGAACAACAAAUGUCGUGCUACAAGACCAAUUUCCUUAGGACCGAAAGAUAAUCUAGUAUAUGCGGGAAAAAGUGCUUUUGUGGAAGGCAAAAAAACGGCAACAAGCUUAGAUGGCACGCAAUUUGAACUCCAUGGAAACAAUUUUAAAGAUGAACAGAAAACAGACGAAUAUCAUCGGCCAAAAUUCUUUGUGUCCGCUAAGAAUGAUCCAAGGCACCAAAAUAAAGUAUCACAAAUCGUUGAAGCCGUGUCUAAUGACUCUAGAAAUGAUAAAGAAAGCCAGGUAUUUGGUCAAUGCAUACUUCCUCACACUGAUAUUAGUGAUUGCUUCCAUGUCAAAAUGUCAAAUGAAGUCAGUUUCGUGAGUUUACAACUGUCGAAAGUUCUUCGUGAGAAAGAUCGCGAAAUCGUGCGAUUACGUGAGAGUAUUCGCAAAGCUUUGCUUGAUCGAGAAAAUGCGACUGGUGCCAGCACGCGGACACGCAUGCGCGUUGCGGAACUUAAAACUAAACUAUCCAAUCAGAAGAGGCGCAUGGAACACGCAACAAAAGUAGAACGGUUAAGGUGUAAGGAGAAGGUUACCAAUGAAACUGAACGAUUACGUCACGAGCGUGAUGAAGCUCGCGAGCAACUUGAACAGCGUGAUAAGAUGGUAUGGCACUUGAGGAAACAAGUUGAGCAACUGGGUUACCUGAGCAACCAAAGAUACAAAACGAUUCAAGAACUAAACAAAAAAAUGGCGGUAAAGGAAAAGAAUAUACAAGAAAUGAGAAGAAGAAUGGAGCAAGCGCAACUCAUAACAAUUCCUGGAACUAGUUCAGCAGAAAGGGAAAGACGCAACAGCACAAGCAGUGCGGACGGCAAAUCAAUAAAAUGGGACGAGUCUGGUCGCUUAGCAACAGUUAUUGAAUAAGUUAUCAUCCGAUUUUGUCUUUAAAUGUAAUUGUGUAAUGAAUCUGCAUCAGUAGUGCAGCCAGAAUAAGUCAGAAAUAUCACCGAUUCCAAUUCAACAUACUUUAAUUAUUGCUCAUUCUUUUGGUAAUACAGGCCCGUAACUAGUGGUGGUAAAGUGGUUGCAGGUGCACCUACCCACCUCCUGCCCAUACAUCUAUGACGUCUUAUUAUUAUAUAAAAAAAAUACUAAACAAUAACUGAAAUUGUCUGUUAAAAUUUAAAAAUAAGAAAGGUGCCUAUGCAAUUAA